AUGGCUGUAGACAUGGCUGUAGACCUGUCCCGGGACUUCCUCUGGCUCUGCGCCUUGCACCUGUGCGCGCUGCUCCAUGGCGGACACACACAGGAGGCUGGGGGCAUGCUGUACCCCCGGGAGUCUGCCUCCAGAGAGCGGAAAGAGCUGAGCGGACUGUGGAGCUUCAGGGCGGACCCUUCUGCUAACAGGAACGAAGGCUUUGACAGGGCAUGGUACAAAAGUCCACUGGCCACUACUGGUCCUGUUCUUGAAAUGCCAGUUCCCUCCAGCUACAAUGACAUAACCCAGGACCCUAUGUUAAGGGACUUCAUAGGCUGGGUAUGGUAUGAACGAGAAGUGGUGGUGCCUUCACGCUGGAUCCAAGACGCAGGAACAAGAGUGGUUCUCCGAGUUGGAAGUGCUCAUUAUUAUUCAGUUGUGUGGGUGAAUGGAGUCCAGGUUGCAGAACAUGAAGGUGGACAUCUCCCCUUUGAGGCCGAUAUUGGGGGAGUGAUCCGCAAAGACCCGGCUGUGACCUGCAGGAUCACCAUAGCUGUGAAUAACACUCUGACACUCACAAGUCUCCCUCCAGGAACUAUCACACACAUGAGUGACAGCACCAAAUAUCCUACUGGGUAUUUUGUCCAGAAUUUCCAGUUUGACUUCUUCAAUUAUGCUGGACUUCACCGUCCUGUGCUGCUCUACACCACUCCCAAGAUUUAUGUGGACGACAUCACUGUUGUGACAGACAUUUCAGACAACAUUGGUUUGGUUAAAUACAAGGUAUCUGUUAUGGGUGCUACUACAGCUAACAUGAAAGUCACACUAAUGGACAAAUAUGGUCACUGUGUCGCCACCUCCAAUGGGUCCUCUGGUGUGCUCAAAGUGAUCAACGUCAAUUUGUGGUGGCCAUACCUGAUGCAUGAUAAUCCUGGUUACUUAUAUUCUAUGGAGGUCCAUUUAUCAGCAUCAGAUGGACAGUUGACUUUUGAGGAUGUGUACGCGUUACCUGUUGGCAUCCGCACAGUGAAUGUCACCAGUACACAAUUCCUCAUAAACAACAAGCCUUUUUACUUCCAUGGAGUCAACAAGCAUGAGGAUGCUGAUUUACGAGGAAAAGGCUUGGACUGGGCCCUCAUUGUCAAAGACUUUAAUUUGAUAAAGUGGUUAGGUGCUAAUUCAUUCCGCACCAGCCACUACCCAUAUGCUGAGGAGAUCAUGCAGAUGUGUGACCGCCAUGGCAUCGUGGUCAUAGAUGAGUGUCCCGGAGUAGGCAUCAAAGACAUUCGAAGUUUUGGAAAUGCCUCUCUGGCCCAUCACCUGUCUGUUAUGGACGAGCUGGUGCAGCGAGACAAAAACCACCCGUCUGUGGUCAUGUGGUCUGUGGCCAACGAGCCUGCUGCAGAGAUGGCUCCUGCUGACUAUUAUUUCAGAACAUUGAUAAAGCACACCAAAACUUUGGAUCAAACUCGUCCAGUUACUUUUAUCACGGACAGUAACUUUGCCAGAGACAAAGGGGCUCCGUAUGUGGAUGUCAUCUGUGUAAAUAGCUACUUCUCCUGGUACCAUGAUCCAGGUCACAUGGAGGUGAUCCCCAUCCAACUCAACACACAGUUUGAAAACUGGUUUGGGAAGUACAAGAAGCCUAUCAUACAGAGUGAAUAUGGAGCUGAUGCCGUCCCGGGGCUUCACAGUGAUCCUCCUGUAAUGUUCUCUGAAGAAUACCAGAAGGACGUCCUGCAGCGUUACCACAACGUGUUUGAUGAAAAGAGGAAACACUACGUGAUCGGUGAACUCAUCUGGAACUUUGCAGAUUUCAUGACUUCACAAGGUAUCACUCGCGUUGUGGGAAAUAAAAAGGGGAUCUUCACCCGGCAGAGGCAGCCGAAAUCAGCAGCCUUCCUCCUGAGGGAGAGGUACUGGAGACUGGCUAACACAACAGGAAAGAUGCCUCCUUGGACCAGAUACCCGUGUGAGCUCACAGAUACAACCUAG
Molecule: messenger RNA, 1977 nt
Organism: Knipowitschia caucasica
Lineage: Eukaryota; Metazoa; Chordata; Actinopteri; Gobiiformes; Gobiidae
Source: the annotation of a GenBank genome assembly